This is a messenger RNA of Leptinotarsa decemlineata (Colorado potato beetle), 964 nucleotides long. RefSeq names its product choline/ethanolamine transporter flvcr2a. Gene Ontology annotation, cellular component: membrane. Gene Ontology annotation, molecular function: heme transmembrane transporter activity; heme binding. Gene Ontology annotation, biological process: heme export; transmembrane transport. The record is from RefSeq and is a predicted model, not a curated record. Lineage: Eukaryota; Metazoa; Arthropoda; Insecta; Coleoptera; Chrysomelidae.
GCGCUGCAAUCGGCUCAAUCGUUCCGCCGUUUAUCGUUAAGACAGAAUAUGAUGAACAAGAAACUGGCAAAGCCAUUCACCAUAUGGUUGUGGGAAAUGCUAUCUUAGCUGCCAUAGUAUUUGUCGUAGUUUUAAUAUUUUUCAGGGCAAAGCCAACUCUUCCUCCAAGUCCAUCUCAGUUGCAGCUUUUGACUCAAUCCGAAGAUAAACCGUCCUUUUUUCAAAACUGUAAGAGCCUUUUCAGGAAUAAGGAUUAUUUGUUGGUACUUGUGAUAUUCGGUGUGGUCAACGGUUUGUGGAAUAGUUUCGGAAUUUUAGUUAAUUCCCUCUAUACGAAUUAUUUUCCGAAUGGGGGAACAGACAUUGGUAUAAUAACUCUAAUGUCGAUUAUAUCUGGAGGUUGUAUAGGAAGCGUUGUCUUUGGAUACGUGUUGGACAAAACCCACGAGUUCAAAAAAACUAGCUUCGCAGUUUUGGUUCUAUCAUCACUGACCUACAUUCUUUUGGUUGUUUCAUUUUAUUUCAAGAUAAGGAUCGCUACAUUUUUCACGAUCCCUCUUUUCGGGUUUUUCAUAGCUAGUACCCUAGUCAUCAGCUUCGAGUAUGCCCUCGAAGUUACUUAUCCAAUUCCAGAAUCUUCCAGCUGUUCCCUUCUGAACGCAGUAAUUUUUUUGUUCGCGAUACUAUCAACAUUGAUACUCGAAAGUCUCAUCGAUGCAAUUGGAUAUGAGGGAACAUUUGGAUUCGUUUUGGCAUUGUUGCUUUGUUGUACGUUUGCCGUUUUCUUAAUUUCCUCCAAAUUACGCAGAAGAGAAGCAAAUCUUGCAGGUACAGAACAACAAUCCAGGUAACAAAAGUGGAAUUAACAUUACAGAAAAUUUAAUUUAUGAAAAAUUAAUAGAAGCAGACUUAAUUGUUAUGACACAAAGGUUGUUGAAAUUCAAAUAAAUGUAUAUAAUUGUUA